AGAAAAAGAAGAAAGAUGUCUGAUGAAAAAACUUUCGACAAAACUGUUGAAAAAAUAAAAACAUUGUUUCAAACAACAGAAACAGUCACAGAGAGUGAAGCAGCAGGCCCAUCAGUUCCCACUGCAGCUGCUGCUAGGAGUGUGUUUGAAGAUCCCACAGUGAGAAAAAAGAAGAUCAAUGGGGAGUUGCAAAUCAUUGCAGAGAAAUACUCAUUGAAGCUUCCAACUGAUGUGAAGGUUGUUAAUGACUCUGUUCAUGGUCACAUUGAGCUGCACCCCCUGCUGGUGAAGAUCAUAGAUACGCCUCAGUUUCAGAGACUCCGAGACAUCAAACAGCUGGGAGCGGGAUACUGGGUCUUUCCUGGGGCUUCACACAACCGCUUUGAACACUCCAUUGGUGUGGCACAUUUAGCUGGAUGUCUGGUCAAGAGUCUGCAAGAGAAACAGCCGGAGCUAAAUAUUAACAAUCGAGAUGUUCUUUGUGUUCAAAUUGCUGGUCUGUGCCAUGACUUAGGUCAUGGUCCAUUCUCUCAUUUGUUUGAUCUGCUCUUCAUUCCUGCAGUCAAGCCUGAUUCCAAAUGGAAGCAUGAAAAAGCCUCAGUUAAGAUGUUUGAGCACUUGGUGAAAGAGAAUGGACUGCAGCAGCUGAUGGAAGCAUAUGGACUGAAAUUCAAAACUGAUCAAAAUGAAAAUGACCUUGUCUUUAUUGGAGAAUUAAUUAAGGGUGUGGAUAAAGACAAAAAAGACAGAGACGGAAACUUAAAGAAAGGGUGGUUAGCAGAGGGCAGGACUGAGGACAAAGCUUUCCUGUAUGAGAUUGUGUCAAAUGAAAGGAACAAAAUUGAUGUGGACAAAUGGGACUAUUUUGCUCGAGACUGUCAUCAUCUUGGCAUUUCAAAGAGCUUUGACCAUCAGCGGCUGCUGAAGUUCGCUCGAGUGUGUGAAGUGGAGAUAAAGGAUGAGGCUCAAAAACCGAGGCAAUCCAUCUGCUACAGGGACAAGGAGGCACAUAAUAUUUUUGACAUGUUUCGCACCAGAUACACUCUGCAUCGCCAGGCCUACCAGCACAAGACUGUCAAUAUUAUUGAAAUCAUGAUUAGAGAUGCCCUAGUAAAAGCUGAUGGCCAUUUCCAGAUCUCUGAAGCAAGAAAAGAUAUGGAAGAAUACACCAAACUCACAGAUCAUAUUCUUGAGAAAAUAUUGUGCCCUGAGUAUGAUCACAAAAAGAUACUUAAAAAAGCCCAAAGAGAUCUUAAAGAUGAAAAAACAAAGCCAGAUGAAGCCAAAAUAAUACUUGAAACCACUGCAGAGAAACUCAGAAAGGAUGCAGAAAAACUUCAAAAAGCUGCAGAGAAACUCCAAAAAGGUGCAAACAAACUUGAAAAAGACAAAAACCUAGAGACAGCACGAGAAAACCUUCAGGCCGCCCAAGAAAUCCUUCAGGAAGAAGAUCUUCAGGAUGCUAGAGAAAUAGUGAUGAAAAUUCUCAAAAGGGACCUGCCAAAGUUUCUUGGAGAGGCCAAAAUGGAGAAAAGAGACAAAUCAAAGGUAAAGCGUGACUGGACAGCAGCAGUGAAGAGAUGGAAUAAGGAAAAGAAACAAGAUCUGAAAGUUGAUGAUUUUGUGGUUGAUGUGGUUCUCAUGGAUUGUGGCAUGAAGGAUAAAAACCCCAUGGACAAUGUCUAUUUCUACCGCAAGAGGGACUUGGACAAAGUCUUCCUGAUUACUGAUCAGAUGUUCCUGCCAAAAGAUUUUUAUGAAGAACUGUUUAGAGUGUACUAUAAAGGCCCAGAAGAAAAGCUCAAGGAAGCUCAGCAGUGUUUUGAUGAGUGGAGCAGAGAAUAUUUUAAACCGAUGCCUAAGUGUUUGAUUCUGUUCUACGAUAAAGAUGAGUUUGGAGGCAACGAGUGCUUUAUCACAGGGGACUGUCCUUCUUUGGACCGCUGUGGUAUAGAUGUGGUCCGCUCUUGUAAGGUUAUCAAAGGCAUCUGGAAGCUCUAUGACGGUCAAGAAUACAAGGAGCCCCAUUACCUACUGAAGGAGGGGGAUUAUCCCAAUCCUGCAGCAUGGGGUGCCACAAACCCUGCUAAGUCUCUUAAAAGUGUGACAUUUCAGAUCCAGCUCUAUGAACAGGUGGAUCUGGUAAAUCCAAAACACGAGACCACUGUUGACUGUCCUUCUGUGGAGGAACAGUUUGGUAUAAAUGGGGUUCGCUCCUGUAAGGUGGUCAGUGGUGUAUGGGAGCUCUAUGAGGGGCGUGACUACACUGAGCCCCAUUACCUACUGAAUGAGGGGGAGUAUCCCAAUCCUGCAGCAUGGGGCGCCACAAACCCUGCUCAGUCUCUUAAUCGUGUGACAUCAUUUAAGAUUCAGCUCUUUGAACGGGAGAAUUUUGAAGACCCAAUGCAUGAGAUCACUGUUGACUGUUCUUCUGUGGAGGACCAGUUUGGCAUAAAAGCGGUUCGCUCCUGUAAGGUGGUCAGUGGUAUCUGGCGGCUCUUUGAGGAUCCUGACUACACUAAACCCCAUUACCUACUGAAGGAGGGGGAGUAUCCCAAUCCUGCAGCAUGGGGCGCCACAAACCCUGCUCAGUCUCUUAAACGUGUGACAGAGUAAAGUCUGACCCAUUUUAAUAUUUAAAGUAGGGCUGUCAGUUUCAAGCAUUACCUUAAUAUAAUUAAGUUAAUAAUAAAUAACUUUAACAACACAAUUAAUGAUUUACUUUGCAGAGGUUUCCCAGUCCAAUUCAGUAGGAAAGGUAAAUCAGGAUAAAAUCUAAAGUCAUUUGGGGUUGGAAUGACAUGAGGGUGAAUAAAUGAUUCAUUACUUGGCAUAUCAUACAAUUAAUUUGGUUAAAAUGGAUUGACAACCCUACUCAACUGCUGAAGUCAUGGCUUGUGUGUCUAUGUGAGCUGAUUUUGUGAAAAUACCUUAUAGAGAUGCUGAUGACAAAAAACAAUGAAAAUAAAAAUCUGAAAAUAUUUUAGUUCUUUAUAUAUACAGUAGGAUAUUUGGGCAUAAUGGCUGAUUGAUAUUAUUGUCUGAGCAGCUGUAUUUGGUGUUGUUGGAUGUUGGAUAUAGACACUAGCUAGUGUUUAACGGUAGAGGAUGAUGUUGAUGUUUAAGAGUGAUGCUAUGACAGGUUUGUUUGAUGAUUGAUUAAUCAGUUCAUAUUAUAUUAUUUCUUUUGUUAUGUGUGCAAAGAUUUGAUUAUGUUUCCUAUGAGUAAUUUUGGGUGUUACACAGUUUUAGAGAUUACAGUUUAUCUGGAAUGUAUCUUUCUUUUUUCUCUUAAUCUUUUAACCUUUCUGAAGAUGUAUCAGUUCUUAUCUGUGAUUUUGGGGAAAGCGUUAGUGAUUUCUGAAAAUGAUUUAUGAAAAAAAAAGUUUUGAUUUUUCAGUGACAACUCUUAAUAAAUAAAUUUGAUUGUGUUUCUUCUA
Messenger RNA from Ctenopharyngodon idella (grass carp), 3440 nucleotides. RefSeq names its product deoxynucleoside triphosphate triphosphohydrolase SAMHD1-like. Lineage: Eukaryota; Metazoa; Chordata; Actinopteri; Cypriniformes; Xenocyprididae. Gene Ontology annotation, cellular component: nucleus. Gene Ontology annotation, biological process: dGTP catabolic process. The record is from RefSeq and is a predicted model, not a curated record. Bases 16 to 2616 code for a protein of 866 amino acids. Gene Ontology annotation, molecular function: dGTPase activity. The transcript is spliced from 18 exons.